AUGAUUCUCCUACGUUUAUUAUUUCUAAUUUAUUUCACAAAUGCAAUAUAUCUUUAUUUUGAUCGUGAUUCUUACGAUAUACAAAUACCUGAAUCAACACAAGUUUAUACAAAAAUUGGUUUAAUAAAAGCUACUUCAUCUCCAUCAUUAUCAAUACAAUAUGAACUUCAUGGAGAUACAAAUAAAACAUUCUAUUUAAAUUCUCUUACAGGUGAAUUAAUUCUAUUGAAUGCUGUUGAUUAUGAAACAAUAUCAAUUUAUAAAUUAACCAUUGAAGCACGUUCAUCAUCAAUAAUUGCACCUUGUUUUAGUGAAUUAAUAAUUCAUAUUAUAAAUAUCAAUGAUAAUCCACCUGAAAUAAAUUUAAUUAUUUAUCCGUCAGUUUUAUAUGAAUUUAAUAUAAUAAAAUAUGAUUUAAAAUCUUCUUCAACACCAUUUGCAACAAUAAAUAUAAAAGAUCCUGAUGAUUCAACACAAUAUUUAAGUUUAUCUUUAAAUGAUACCGAACAUUUUCAAAUACAAUUAAUUCGACAAUUUAAAAAUGAUUUAAUCUAUAUAUUAUCAACAAAAAAUAAUUCACAAUUAAUUCAUCAAGAUUAUUAUUAUUUACUAUUAAAUUCAUGUGAUAAUGAUCAACCCAUAUUAUGCACAAAUCAAUCAUAUAGAUUUUAUAUGAAAUCAAAUGAAUAUUUAUGUAAUUUAUCAUUUAAUCAAAAAAAUUAUAUUAUUGAUGUAAAAGAUAAUUUAUCGGAUAAAACACUUUUAAUGCAUAAAAUAACAAAUAAAUUUUGUGAAAAUCUUACUUAUUCAAUAGAUGAUAAAGAAAAAUUUUAUAUGGAUUCUCAAACAGGUGAUUUAUUUUCAAUAGGAAAAUUUAAUCGAAUUGAACAAAGCAUAUACAUGAUUCAUCUUUUUAUAAAUAAUCAUUUUAAAGUAAAAAUUUUCGUAAGAUUACUGGAUCAAUAUGGAAAUAUACCAUUUUUAAUAAAUAAAAAUUUGAUUAUUAAUCGAAAGAAAUUUUCAUUUGUACAUAUAUUUAAUUCAACAUUUUGUCGACCUCAAACAAUAAUUGAAGAUUAUUUUCAACUUUUAUCGAAUUGUACAAUUAUAUCUUUAGUAAAACCACCAAAAGGUCAAUAUUUAUUCAAUGUUGAACUUAUUCAACGAGAAAAUUUUCAAGAUACAUUUUUACUCGAACUUAUUGGAGAAAACGAAGAUGAAAUCAUUCAUCGAUCAACAUUUACUCAAUCGCAAUGGAUCGCUAUUAUGCCUAUUAUAUUAAGUAUUUUAGUCGUUAUUGGAAUAAUCAUUGUUGCCAUAACUAUUAUUAAACAAAAACACUAUAAAUUCAAUCAAUUAUGUUUUGAUAAACAGAAUACGUCAUCAUUAUCAACAUAUGACAAUAGUGAAGAUGAUAAGGGUCAUUAUAACAAAUAUGAUGCAUUUCCAAGUAUUUCAAAAUUAAGAGUACAUGAUGAUUAUGAAUUAGCACCAUCAUCAAGAAGUACACCAAUAUAUUUAAUACAAAAAUCAUCACCACCAUUAUCAUCAUUAAGUCCAGCACGUGAUGAUGAAGGUUAUUCAGGAAGUUCCGAUGUAUCAGAAAAUCAUUUACCAUUAGAAUCAACAAUUAUAUCUGGUAAUGGACCACUUGAACAGUAUCAUAUACAUGCAUUUCCUGAUCAACAAUCAAUAUCAGCUUUAUAUGAUGUACCAAGACGAUAUAAUGAUGGAAUGAAUAUAUCUUGUAUUUCACGGGAUGUAACACUUGUAUAA
This is a messenger RNA of Adineta steineri, 1776 nucleotides long. The record is from the annotation of a GenBank genome assembly. Lineage: Eukaryota; Metazoa; Rotifera; Eurotatoria; Adinetida; Adinetidae.